Messenger RNA from Rhipicephalus sanguineus (brown dog tick), 438 nucleotides. Its product is annotated as protein FAM246C-like. Lineage: Eukaryota; Metazoa; Arthropoda; Arachnida; Ixodida; Ixodidae. The transcript has a single exon. The coding region runs from base 1 to 438 and encodes 145 amino acids. The record is from RefSeq and is a predicted model, not a curated record.
AUGGCCCCCCGCGCUCAGCCGGCCCGCCGACGACGACGCAGCCACAUGCAGCCCCCGCCGUCGGUGGACGUCGCUCUACCGCCGCCUCCGCCGGCCGCCCGCGCCAUGGGGCGCCGCGUGCCGACGUUGACGACCCACCGAUGCCUGUUGGACCUGGCGCUCGCCGACGCUGCUUCCUGCCGACGCUGCACGGACGGGUUCGGGGUUGGGGGAGACCCGCUGCUGGAGCUGGUGUGCAGCUGCCGCCGCCGCCGCCGCUGCCGACGCGAUUGCCGUCGCCGACGACCGACGGUCGAUGCCGGCACGCGAGCCCCUGGCGGCCGCCUCUUCCUGCCGUCACGUGGGGGGGAGCAGCCUCCGCCUCCCCCGGCAUCUUCCGACUCACCUGGACGCGCCUCCUCUUCUGCCCCCCCUUCCGCUCCUCCCGGUCACCCGUGA